AUGACUGUUGCUGUUGGCCCUACUGACCUUUACAGCGUCACUGAUGAAGAUGAAGAUACAGGCUCGUAUGGUUUAGGAUAUCGUCAUAUACAAGCAUUGCUGAUGUUUCUAUCUGUUACCGUCGGUUUCAUUGCGUGUGGUCAUGCAGGAGUCACGAUUGUUGCGAUGUCGAUACCUGAAAAUACUACUGCGGAAACAGUAACCACAAGGCUAAAUAGGAAAUUUGAAUUGACUCAAACGCAUGAUAUCGUUAGAUAUUUGGAUAUAUAUAAAAUUUAUGAUUGGCCGAAGUCAGUACACGAGAUUAUUCUCGGGGCGUUUUACCUUGGAGUUGCUGUCAUGAUGUUUCCUAUCGGUCUCUUGGGUCAGCGAUUUGGUGGAAAGCUUCUGCUUCAAAUAUCAUUGUUUUUAAAUGCAGUCACAUCGCUUGUGGCACCUUGGUUAAUUGCAUGGGGUGAUUGGAUAUCAUUUGCCGUAAUUCGUUUCUUGCAAGGCGGUGCUCUAGCUGGACUUUACCCCGGAAUCCAAUUUACAGUCACGCAUUGGUUUCCUAUUAGCGAACGGAACUCUCUCAGCGGCUAUAUUUAUGCGGGUACAGGCAUUGGAAGCACGUUAGCGUUCUUAUUAGCAGGUAUGCUGGCGGAGAGUGAAUUGGGAUAUCCGGGCAUAUUUUGGUUAGUCGGAAUAUUAUGUUCAAUUGCGUUUUUCUUGCACACCUUCCUUGGAGCUGCUACCCCCAAUGAACAUAAAUUUGUGUCUGAGAAGGAAAAAAAAUAUAUUGUACGGGAUCACGUGGAAAAAGUGGUGAAGAAAUCCAAAGUUCCAUGGAAAAAAAUACUUACUUCGAUUCCUCUGUGGGCGACUGUCAUAGCACACGUGGGAAAUUCUAUGGCAUUUGUGUUUAUCUUUAUGCAAGUUCCAUCGUACAUGGUUGGAGUGUUGAAUUUCAACAUAAUGGCUAGUGGUAUUCUGACAGCACUGCCUUACUUGGGUUCAUGUUUCUCGGCGUUAGCAUUCGGUAAUCUGUCCGAUUAUUUAACUAAUAGAAAAAUCAUCAGCAUGAAAAUGGCGAGAAUAAUAUUUAAUUCGAUUGGAUUUACAAAUGUUUCGGAGGUCCAGAAACACAAUACACAAGCACAAACACGCAAACCACGACAUACGUCUUUAUGGCCGAUACAAAUAUCUUUCGGAACUGUAAAUUACAUAGACUUAUCGCCAAACUAUUGCGGAACCCUGAUGGCGAUAGGAAACACAUUAACCAACAUCUUUGCUGUCGUCUUACCCAUAAUAAUUUCCUUUGUUGUAACUGAUAUGACAAACCGGUACCAGUGGCGCAUCUUAUUAUUAUUGAUGGCUGGGGUCACUUUUGUUAGUAAUAUCAUCUUCACCAUAUUCAUGUCAGCUGACAUUCAACCCUGGAAUAAAGGAGAUGAAGAGGAAGAAGAGGACGCCGCUAAGCAAGCUUAA
This is a messenger RNA of Melitaea cinxia (Glanville fritillary), 1467 nucleotides long. RefSeq names its product sialin-like. Gene Ontology annotation, cellular component: plasma membrane. The coding region runs from base 1 to 1467 and encodes 488 amino acids. Gene Ontology annotation, biological process: monoatomic anion transport; transmembrane transport. The record is from RefSeq and is a predicted model, not a curated record. The transcript has 10 exons. Gene Ontology annotation, molecular function: transmembrane transporter activity. Lineage: Eukaryota; Metazoa; Arthropoda; Insecta; Lepidoptera; Nymphalidae.